CUCGGAGCCUGUGGAUUGAGGUGGAGGAGCGGCUGGCGGCUGGGGUCUUCGUCUCCUGGCCGGCGGUAAGUGCCGCGCUGGCUGGGCUCGCCGCUUCGGAUGCUGCGGACACUCGGCCGUGGGAACCGGGCGUCUCCGUUUUCAGUUUCCGCUUCGGGGCGCUAGUGCCGGCUGAGGAGGGAGCGUUCACUGCCUCCACCUGGUUUUAUUCACAUUCUAAGGAGAGUGUGGUGGGGAGCCAUGGAUCCCGCAGCACUGGUGGAAGCCGUUGUGGAAGAAGUGGCCUGUCCCAUCUGCAUGACCUUCCUGAAGGAGCCCGUGAGCAUUGACUGUGGCCACAGCUUCUGCCACGGCUGUCUCUCUGGGCUCUGGGAGGUCCCAGGAGAAUCCCAGAACUGGGGUUACUCGUGUCCCCUCUGCCGGGCUCCCGUCCAGCCAAGGAACCUGCGGCCUAAUUGGCAGCUGGCCAAUGUUGUAGAAAAAGUCCGUCGGCUAGGGCUGCAUCCAGGGAUGGGGCUGAAGGGCGACAUGUGUGAACCCCAUGGGGAGCACCUGAGGAUGUUCUGCAAAGAAGAUGGCCUGAUCCUGUGCGAAGCCUGCAGCCGGUCCCCUGAGCAUGAGGCCCACAGUGUCAUGCCCAUGGAGGAUGUCGCCUGGGAUUACAAGUGGAAACUGCAUGAGGCUCUGGAACAUCUGAGGAAGGAGCAAGAAGAGGCCUGGAAGCUGGAAGUCAGUGAGAGGAAGCGGACUGCCAACUGGAAGGUACAGGUGGAAACCCGAAAGCAGAGUAUCAUGUGGGAGUUUGAGAAAUAUCAGCGGUUACUAAAGAAAAAACAGCCACCAGGACGGCGGCUGGAGGUGGAGGCGGCUGCAGCUCUGGCCAGCCUAGAGCAGGAGGAAGGGGAGACCAUGCAGAAACUGGAGUCGAAUCACAAUGCGCUCAUCCGGCAGAGCCGGGUCCUGUGGAAGAUGAUCACGGAGCUGGAGGAGAGGUCCCAGAGGCCUGUCCGCUGGAUGCUGCAGGGUAUUCAGGAAGUCUUAACCAGGAGCAAGUCUUGGAGCCUGCAGCGACCAGAGCCGGUCUCACUGGAGCUGAAGACGGACUGCCGCGUGCUGGGGCUAAGAGAGAUCCUGAAGACAUAUGCAGCGGACGUGCGCCUGGAUCCAGACACUGCCUAUUCUCGCCUCAUCGUGUCUGAGGACCGAAAAUGCGUGCGCUACGGAGACACCAAGCAGAAACUGCCCGACAAUCCUGAGAGGUUUUACCGCUACAAUAUCGUCCUGGGCAGUCAGUGCAUCUCCUCGGGCCGACACUACUGGGAGGUGGAGGUGGGAGACAGGUCCGAAUGGGGCCUGGGUGUGUGUAAGGAAAAUGUAGACCGGAAGGAGGUGGUCUAUCUGUCCCCCCACUAUGGCUUCUGGGUGAUUAGGCUGAGGAAGGGCACUGAGUACCGGGCAGGCACCGAUGAGUACCCGCUCCUGUCCCUGCCCGUCCCGCCCCGCCGGGUGGGAGUCUUCCUGGACUACGAGGCCCACGAUAUCUCCUUCUACAAUGUGACUGACAACGGCUCUCACAUUUUCACCUUCCCCCACUAUCCCUUCCCUGGGCGCCUCCUGCCCUAUUUCAGUCCUUGCUAUAGCAUCGGAGCCAACAACACCGCUCCUCUGGCCAUCUGCUCCCUGGAUGGGGAGGACUAAGAGCCCCCUAUCCUAGCCAGGGGCCUUGGAAUUGUGCCUGGCCCACAGGGGGCUUGGAGGGCCCUGCCCCUGACAAGGGUCCUCUUGAACUGAGCCGAGCCUGGAAUCCAGGGAUUCCUCUGCCUGACCCAGUGCUCUGCUGCUCCUGGGGCAAAGUCUCCCACCAAACCACUCGUGUGAAAAAGCCAAGACUCAGCAAAACAGCAUCACACCCCUGAGGUGCUUAUGGUGAGGAUCAGGGCGGUUCUUUCUGCCGCUCCUGCCCCUCCUCCCCAUCCCCGUCAGUGCCAUAAUUCAGUCAUGAGGACGAUGAAGUGGAUCCAGUCUUCAGGAAACCUGUUGGAUAGGGUUUACCAACGAGCCAAACACAUAAUGUCCGUAUCCAGAGCUGGCUGCUAUGCGGGUACCAGCAGGAGGAUGCCUCAGUGAGGUCUGAUGCCUUUGAGCCCCCACAUCUGACCCCAGCUUUCUGUCCUCCCAGCUAGAGAACGGCGUCACCCAUUGCCCAGACCACCCCAGUGGCCGUCCCCUCUCUGAGCAGCGGCUGGGCAAGUCACCCUCAGACUCUAAGGAGACCUGACCUGGUCAUGCCCUUUUCUCUAAAUGUCAGGACCAGAAAACCUGUGAGCCUUGUUUCCAUUUUCACUUCAUGGAUGGAUAAACUGAAUGGCCUUAGUGCAGCCUGAUACGUCUCACAAAGCCGUGGGAAGAAGAGUGUAAGGAUUAUACAUAUUCAAAUGAAGCAAAAUUGACAAACUCGCUUCUCAGGUCACAUGUCUGCGUAUUAUUCAUUACAUUCAGGUCUGGAUCACUCCUGCGUUUGAAACAUUUAAAGUGUCCUCAAUGGGAGAAUGGGUAUAGUAACUGUAUACUCGCCUACCUCGUGGGAUCGUGGUGAAGAUCUCAGGUCCAUGCCAUGCUUUUGUUCCUUGCUCAGGGACAGGGAAGGCAGGCUGGGGAUUUUUGCCUAGGUGACCUUCCCAUCUUGCCUUGUUCCAGCAUCUUUGCAGCACUGCCUUAGUUUCUUAGGGCCUCUCCUGACAGUCUGGAGCCCUUGAGACAGAGAUGCCCAUGCCCUGGCAAACUCCAGGCCACAGUGAUGUAUUGUGCAUCUAUUAUAUGUGUUUUGUUUUUGAGCAGCGACUGUGACAAUGAAAAUGAUAACAAGAAAAGUGUAAAACAAACGCACGGAAAGGAAGGCUCACCCACGAGCUCUUUGGGCUAAUGUUUGGGUCUUUGUAUGUCACCAAGGGAAUCCUCCUGGUUCUGGUAACUACAUAAUAUUCUACCUUUCUCUUCUCUAAAUCUGUGACAGAAGGAGGAAAGCAGCAGGGAAGUGUAGGGAGAAAGAUUAGGACCCAGCACAAAAAGCCAUAUAUUAUAAGGAAAAGGAAUUAAGACUAUGUCUGGACCCUUUAGAGUGACUGUUGUGUGUGGUAGAAAUAAUUCAUUGCAAGUCUUAAGAGUAUGAUGUGGGAAUGAUUGCGUUGGAAACAAACUGUAAGGCAAGCAUAUGAGAAGUAUUGGUUUUGCCUAUAGUGAGGGGCUACAAUGUACACUUCACAUACUGUCACCGUGAUUCUCCGAUGUAGUUUCAGCUUGAAGGUAGUGACUGGUGAGUUAGGAUUGGGCAGCAAAGUAGAUACAGGCAGAAGGGAAAUAAUUCCUGUAACAAAGAAUAGCAAAAAUUGUCUUUCUACCUUAAUUGUGUUGGUUGUUCACAAAUGAAGGAGGUGAAAACAGGCCAAAAUGGAGAAAUAAACUCCUGCCCACCAGGCUUCCAAGUUGCUCUUUGAACAUUAGCCGUAGAAGAGGAAUGAACUGGUAAGUCACAGACCUGGUCUUGGCAAAGGGUUGAGCUGACCUACGUUAGAGGGACCGUAUGUCUUUGUGUGGUGGGAACUCCCUGGGGAAGUGUGUAUAGACUUGAGAAAUUAGGGCAUGCUUCCAGUUAUAUCCAUGGACACUUACCAGAGGGGCUAGGGGCCGAAUCAGUGUUGUUCUUGUACUUUGGUUAUUUAUUAGGACAAAUCUUGGAAGAUUCCUAGAAAAAGGAUUAUUAGGUGAUAAAUUCAUUCUAACCUAGAAUGAAUUAAGGAAUGGAAUGGCUUCAUUUGUAAUAUGCUCUUUGGGUUGCUUUCUUGUUUGUUUUAUUUUGUUUUUACAUUUAUAAGCUGAUUUGGGUGCUAUGAUUACUUGUUAGAAGAAUUAAAAGGUUAAACACAUUAUAUGUUAUCAUAAUGCCUGAUCUUUAAGACCAGGCAAGAAGAGCUUAAGGUCUUAAGUGUAUGAAAAACCCCUUUCUCUAAGGGGGUUGCUUAGAAUUCCCUUCUAAGAACUCUGUGAAAGCAAGGGCCUCAUUUGUCUGGUUCACCAUUGUAACCCCAGUCUAGCAUAUUGUGUGUGUGUGUUUGUGUGUGUAUGUGAAAAGUUAAGUGAAGGAACUUUCAUCCGUAUGCCUAGAAUCAAAACAAAAAUCAGAUCCUCUUGCUUCGUAGGGGCAUGAAAGACUGGAUGCUACUUAAUUUUAACCCUAUUCAAAAACUGAUUUGAUAGAUAAUUACAAAAGUGGUCUGGAAAGGGAAGAGGCAGGUAACCGAGUGGAAGGGAGAAUGCCCUGGAGGCAGGUGGAGGAUAGAAUUCUCUGGAGUGCCUAGGGUUGUAGCUCCAGCUGGGUGUGAUGAGGGAAGGAUGAGCUUUGCCCGUCCUUGUUUUACUGGUGGACAAACCGAGGGGUGCAAUGCCUGAGCCUUGAGGGGAAAGGCCCUUCAAAGGGUAAAAUGCUUGCAUUCUGCAGAAGGUGGAGACAGAGGGCAAAUUCUUGGGUUCACUACUCCCCAAGGAAAUCCAGCCUUCCUUAUUUUCAAGCAGAACUGGUUGUAAUCUGAGCAUCUCCUGUGGGUCCCAGGCUCUAGUCAAACGAGCACACAGUGCUUCAUGUGAUAGGGCAGGGUUCGUAUCUGAAUGUGUCGGGACAAGUCCAGGGUUUUCUUUUUGGGAUAGCCAUGAAAGGGAACCAGUCCACUUUGGGAAGUAUGUAGUUCGAUAUGUGAGUAUCAACGGUGGGUCCCAGCUAGUUUCAUUGAAUACCAUUGUGAAUGAAACAGCUGGCAGGAUGGCCUUCUGAUGGAAAUGCUGGGACGAAAUCUCUUUUGGGUGCAGGCUGGACUAUCCCUUUGUCACUUUCCAUCAGAUUCUUUAAGGUGUCUAAUAUUCUUUGACUUAAUGAACACAGCCAAUUCAUUGGGUUGCUCGUGGAGAAAGAAUAGCGUGACUUGUCAAAAUGGAAAUCUUAUCAAAUAGACUUAACCAUCUCGUGAUCUUGAUUUGGUUUUGUGUUGUGGGGUUGUAAGGGGAGGAGAAUUUCUUUUUACUACUCUAGGAACUCAUUGCAUCAUUAUCUGAUUGUUAGAGGCUGAUUCCUACUUCUCUGAUAUUCAGAAGUAGAAUACAUUCAAGGUAGGUAAAUAAUAUCAAGAUUAGCAAAAAGUAUAGAUGCUAAGUCGUUGAGCAGCAGCUCUCUUUGGAACAGUUACUACAUGAAUACUGACAUACACAGGACUAUAGUUUUGGUGGUGCCUAGGACUACCCUCUUAAAAUUAUGGAAUUAGGAAUUUAUUGGGUAUAUUUUUAAAGUAUAUACAGUAAAUCAGAUGUUGCAUUAUGUACUUUUAUUCAUUAUUGUAUUUAAUCUUUAAUACCUUCUACAAAUUAGCAUGUUUUCCCCAUCAGUAGAAAGGAGAUAUUAAGACUUAGAAACAGUAGCUUGCUAUCAACACUUAGUAGAUUGUCUUUUAUUAAGAUUUUCAAAUGUAUCAGAGUCAAAUACAUGUUAUCUCUUACUAUGAAAUCUUUUUCUUUUAAUGUAUACUGAAUAGUCCGUGUAAGACUUUCUGAAAGGGGAAAAUAAAAACAGAAACCAUUGAAAUAA
Molecule: messenger RNA, 5629 nt
Organism: Camelus dromedarius (Arabian camel)
Lineage: Eukaryota; Metazoa; Chordata; Mammalia; Artiodactyla; Camelidae
Gene: TRIM68
Product: tripartite motif containing 68
Exons: 7
Coding region: 241-1698 (485 amino acids)
Biological process (GO): protein ubiquitination
Cellular component (GO): cytoplasm
Molecular function (GO): zinc ion binding; protein binding; ubiquitin protein ligase activity
Source: RefSeq, a predicted model, not a curated record